This is a messenger RNA of Empidonax traillii (willow flycatcher), 1320 nucleotides long. It is a transcript of the gene ATOH1, whose product is annotated as atonal bHLH transcription factor 1. Gene Ontology annotation, molecular function: protein dimerization activity. NCBI's taxonomy places the organism in Eukaryota, Metazoa, Chordata, Aves, Passeriformes, Tyrannidae. The annotation marks the transcript as partial. The record is from RefSeq and is a predicted model, not a curated record. The transcript has a single exon.
UUCGCACCGGGCUCGUGGCUCGGCGUGUGCUGCGCCGCCCGCCUGCCCGCCGCCGCCUCGCCGCGCUACCUGCUGCCUGCGGAGGACGAGGAGGCGGCGGCGGCGGAGGGCGGCGUGGCGCGGGCCGGCGGGGGCAGCCCCGGCGGGGCGCGGGGCGGCGGGCGGCCGCGGGGCGGCGGCGGCGGCGGCGGCGGCGGUGGUGCCGGGCUGCGGGCGCAGGUGAGCGGCGUGCAGAAGCAGCGGCGGCUGGCGGCCAACGCGCGGGAGCGGCGGAGGAUGCACGGGCUCAACCACGCCUUCGACCAGCUGCGCAAUGUCAUCCCCUCCUUCAACAACGACAAGAAGCUCUCCAAGUACGAGACGCUGCAGAUGGCGCAGAUCUACAUCAGCGCCCUGGCCGAGCUGCUGCACGGCCCCGCCGCCCCUCCCGACGGCCCCGGCAAGGCCGAGCACCGCGGGGCCCCCUUCGAGUCUCCUUGCGCCGCCUCCGGGGCCGGAGCGCCGCCGGGGCCGCCGGCGCCGCCGCCGGGGCCGCCCAGAGCGUCGCCCCCCGGGCACGGCAGGACUCGCUUCCCCCCGCCGCCACCCACAGGGGGCUACUCGGUGCAGCUCGACCCGCUGCACUUCUCCUCCUUUGCGGAGGGCGCCCUGAUGGGACAGAGAGCCCCUUCCCCCGCCCUCCUCAUGCCGCAGCCCGGGCAGCCGCCGCAGGAGAGGAGCAAAACUUCGCCCCGGUCCCACAGGAGCGACGGGGAGUUCUCGCCCCGCUCCCACUACAGCGACUCGGACGAGGCCAGCUAAGGCGAGGGGGUCGUCCCCGACAACCCCUCCGGCCGCCCCGGGGCCGCGGCCACCCCUAGAAGCACAGACUCCGCCAUGGGGGGAGCAGCCGGCCGCGGUGCUGCCUCGGACGGCAUCAGCUCUCCUUGGUCGCUUUGAAAUUCACCCCCUCGUCUCCCACCCCCGGUAGCCCCUGGGUUUGUCCAGGAGGAAUGGCUGUUAGCGAGUGACUGCACCCGCCCUAUCUGUCAGGGUCGGUUGGUUGUUUCCAUUUUUAGUUACCACUUUAAAAGUUUCUUAUGCCUAGAAGUCGUUGCCGUUCCCUCCUGCCAACACGCCACCUCGCAGCGCGGAGCCUGGCUUGCCCUGCCGGCGAGCAGGUGAUGCGCAAGGAGAAAGCCUGGCCCCGCUGCCGGGGGUGCCGGGGUGCCGCCGGCGCCAUCCCCACCUGGCCGUGAACCCACCCUGACACCCCUGUCUUCCAGGACACCGAUCCUGCUCUGGGUCGUAUUGCUGUGGAAACACAGACACACACAAGUG